AUGGCUCCUGCAGCAACUGUGUCAACCAUCUGGAGGCCAGACGAGCCACUGUCCGUAGGCACCGAGAAGGACGCCGUCGGUGUCCAGCAUGUUGAGCAGGCCGAAGACGACUCAACACUAAGAACGGUGGAUGAAGUCCUAAGGCGGCGGGCCAGAACAGAUCCAGAUUUACCAGUCGUGUCCUACCCGUCCUCAGGCAUCGAGUAUGUCGACUACACCUUCCAGCAGCUCGAUGUCUUCGCCUACCGGGUGGGGAAGCAGCUCCAGGCCGCGAUCCCAUCCAGGACGAGCUCCAAGGAGAAGCGGACCGUCGUCGCCAUGCUCGGCCCGUCGAACCUCGAAUAUCUGGUAACGAUGAUGGGUCUGUUCAAGCUCGGCCACACAGUAUUGUUCCUGUCCACCAGGAUAUCGGUCCCUGCCAUCGAGUCAUUGAUCACAUCCACCGGUGCGACAUACCUGAUCGCGGACCCUCGGUAUCUCGAGUCCUCUCUGGCUACAAAGGAGCAAGUCCCGGGGCUCCAAGUCCUCGACAUGCCCACGAGGACCAACUUCGAGUUCCCGAUCGAUGCUGUGGGAGACACACAGCUCGACGCCGCUCUCGAUCCGAGUGUAGAGACAAACCAGAUUGUUUACAUCAUUCACUCAAGCGGCUCAACUGGCUUACCGAAGGCCAUCUACCAGAAACAAAAUGCAGCGCUGUCCAACUUUUCGGGCAACAUGAACAUGAAAGCGUUUAUCACGCUGCCAUUAUACCACAAUCACGGAAUCUGCAACCUCUACCGGGCGGUCUGGUCCAAGAAGGCCAUUCACCUGUACAAUGCUGACCUCCCUUUGACGUGCAACUAUCUCAUCAAGAUUUUGAAGGCCCACGACUUUGAAAUAUUCUAUGGCGUGCCCUACGCACUAAAGCUACUCGCUGAGGCUGAUGAAGGCCUGUCACUUCUCGCUCAGCUCAAGAUUGUCAUGUACGGCGGCUCAGCUUGUCCUGAUGAUUUGGGGGACUUAUUGGUAGACCACGGAGUGAACCUGGUUAGCCACUACGGAGCAACUGAAGUGGGCCAACUCAUGACAUCCUUCCGACAGCCUGGGGAUAAAGCCUGGAAUUACGUGCGGGAGCAUGACAAGCUGAAGCCCUACCUUCGGUGGAUUCCCCAAGGGCCUAAUUUAUACGAGUGCUGUGUCCUGCCGGGUUGGCCGGCAAAGACUGCCACGAACAUGGACGAUGGUUCUUACCGCACAAAAGACCUUUUCGAGCCUCAUCCAACUACUCCUGGUGCAUGGAAGUACAUCGCUCGCCAGGAUGACACAAUUGUUUUGGUCAACGGCGAAAAGUUCAACCCCGUUGUCACCGAGGGCAAGAUUCGGUCCAGCAAGCUGGUCACCGAGGCCGUUCUCUUUGGAGCCCAGCAACCAUAUCUGGGUGUCCUGGUCGUCCCGUCGCCGGCGGCAGCUCUCAACAAAGCACCAGCUGAGAUUCUCGAUCUGGUGUGGCCGGUGGUCGAGGCAGCUCAGGAGUCAAACGAUGCAUUCGCCAAGCUCUCCAGGGAGAUGGUUGUCAUCCUCCCGUACGAUGUCGACUACCCACGCACGGACAAAGGCAGUCUCAUUCGCCAGGCUUUCUACAGAGUCUUUGCCAAAGAAAUCGAACUCGCUUACGAAAUCUCGUCAUCGACGAACGAGAACGCGCAGGAGUAUUCCGAGCCCGAGCUCCGCGACUUCCUAAGGGGAAUGGUCACAAAGGCGCUGCCGCAAGGAAUGAGCUUCACAGACGAGACUGACUUCUUUUCUCUGGGACUGGACUCACUCCAAUCCAUUCAAAUCCGAGCAGAAAUACUGAGGUCCGUGAAGACGGCCAACAAGCUGACACAGAAUGUGGUGUUCGAUCACCCUUCUAUCGGCAAAUUGGCCGCAUAUCUGUCAGGCUCAUCAACACAGACCAGCAUUGAGGACGAGAUUUCGUCCUUGGUUGAAAAGUACUCAACAUUCUCCACGCCGAAAGCCAAGUCAGGCAAGUUUGUCGCUGUUACCGGCUCGACCGGCUCUCUUGGAGCGCACAUUGUUGCCCAACUGGUGCAGGAUCCCUCGAUAGACCGCAUUUACUGCUUCGUCCGAGCUCAAGAUGAAUCGAGCGCAACCAAUCGCACGGCAGAGUCUUUGAUCUCUCGCAAGCUGUAUCACAGCCUACCGCUCCAGCUACGCAGAAAGGUCAUUUCCCUGCCCGUAGACCUCUCAAAGCCCGACCUGGGACUGCCGGAGUCGACAUACCGCGAGAUCACCUCAAGUCUGAGGACAGUCAUCCACGCCGCCUGGUCCGUCAACUUCAACAUCCGCCUCUCGUCCUUCGAGAAGGACAACAUCGCUGGUGUGCGCCACCUGAUCGACCUGUGCCAGUCGGGAGGCGCCUCGUUCAACUUCUGCUCCUCGGUGAGCACAGUUUCCAGACACCCGGACGAACAAGGCCCGGUCCCCGAGUCCCUGCCCGACGCCAGGUGGGCACAGGGCAUGGGCUACGCGCAGUCCAAGUCCGUCGCCGAGGCCAUCUGCUCCCGGGCUGCGGCGCAGGCCGGCAUCCCGGUGCGGGUGUUGAGGAUUGGCCAGAUCGUCGCAGAUACGACGCAUGGCGUGUGGAACGCCACCGAGGCAGUUCCGCUGAUGCUGCAGAGCGCUCUCACAAUCGGCGCGCUUCCCCGCCUCUCAGAAACACCAUCUUGGUUGCCCGUCGACACUGUCGCAAAGGGUGUCACCGAGAUCGCGCUCUCGGACGCAGACAACAAAGCAGCUACUGGUGCAUUGUUCGCAAACGUCGUAAACCACCGCACCUUCAGCUGGACCAAUGACCUGCUCCCUGCACUUCGCAAUGCCGGCCUGGAAUUCGAGGAGGUCGAGCCGAAGGAGUGGGUCAGGAGGCUCAGGGAAUCUAACCCAGACCCCGUCGUGAACCCACCCAUCAAGCUGGUCGACUUUUUCGCCAGCAAGUACGACCGCGACGAGUUCUCCCCCUCGAAGGAGUACGUCACCGACACAGCUCGCUCAUUGUCACGGAGCCUGGAGAACGCACCACUCCUGGACAGUGACUUCGCCAAGAAGUUCGUGGACCAGUUCUGCCGGACGUCCUGGAGACCAUCGACCGCAUCCAAAGCCGCCGAGCCAGCUUCAGCUGCCAAGCGCGUUAUAAUCGUCACCGGGCCGUGUGGCAGCGGGAAGACGACCUUGGCCACCGCGCUGGCGAGCGAGCCGCUCGGCGCCCCCUUCAUCGAAGGUGACUCGCUCCACAGCAAAGACGCCGUCGACCGCAUGCACGCCGGCCAGCCACUCUCUGACGAGCACAGGAAGCCGUGGCUCGACCGCCUCGUACGCCGGGCACACGAGGAGCUCUUUGAGCUAGGCUACGACACGGUGGUCGUCAGCUGUUCGGGGCUGAAGCGGUCGUACCGCGAUCAGAUCCGACAGAUCGGCGCGGGAGGCAAGGCCAAGGUGGUGUUUUUGGACUUGCAGUGCGCCCCUGAGACAUUGAUUGGGAGGCUGCAGGAGAGGAAGGGGCACUACAUGAAGGCUGAGAUGGUUCAGAGCCAACUUAGGGACCAGGAGGGUGUAGCGACGGAUGAGGUUGAUGUGUUUCCGAUUGACGCCGAGGGUGCACUGGAGGGUAUUUUGCAAGAGGCUACCUGGGCUUUGGAGCGGAUUUCAUAA
Molecule: messenger RNA, 3690 nt
Organism: Diaporthe citri
Lineage: Eukaryota; Fungi; Ascomycota; Sordariomycetes; Diaporthales; Diaporthaceae
Exons: 3
Coding region: 1-3690 (1229 amino acids)
Biological process (GO): carbohydrate metabolic process
Molecular function (GO): kinase activity; phosphopantetheine binding
Source: RefSeq, a predicted model, not a curated record